This is a messenger RNA of Cornus florida, 1788 nucleotides long. RefSeq names its product serine carboxypeptidase-like. Gene Ontology annotation, cellular component: vacuole. The record is from RefSeq and is a predicted model, not a curated record. Lineage: Eukaryota; Viridiplantae; Streptophyta; Magnoliopsida; Cornales; Cornaceae. Gene Ontology annotation, biological process: proteolysis. Gene Ontology annotation, molecular function: serine-type carboxypeptidase activity. The transcript is spliced from 9 exons. The coding region runs from base 33 to 1559 and encodes 508 amino acids.
UAUCCCACCACCACAAAUAGUGUCCCACAACAAUGGCACCAACUUUCUCUCACCUCUUUCUCUCUCUUCUUUUCGUUCUUCUCAGCACUCCACCUCUGUUUUCCUCCGCAACUAGUACUGAAAAUGAUCUUUUCUUAUCUUCAAAUCUAAAUUUCCCAAAAAUAGAGGCAAAAAAGCUCAUCAGAGAGCUCAACUUGUUCCCAAAGGAGGAUUCGAACACCGGUGUGAGAGACUCUUCUUGGAUUAGUAGUGCAACGGAGAUAGUCGAAAAGCGGUUUGAAUUCCCAUAUCUUGGUGAUUCAGGGGCCACUGUUCAAGACUUGGGUCACCAUGCUGGUUACUAUCGACUUCCACACACUAAAGAUGCAAGGAUGUUCUAUUUUUUCUUUGAAUCGCGAAACAGCAAGAGUGACCCUGUUGUUAUAUGGUUGACUGGAGGACCAGGGUGUAGCAGCGAAUUAGCAAUGUUCUAUGAAAAUGGUCCUUUCCAUAUAGCAAACAACUUGUCUCUUGCAUGGAAUGACUUUGGCUGGGACAAGAUAUCAAACCUUAUAUAUGUCGAUCAGCCCACUGGAACCGGUUUCAGUUACAGUUCAGAUGAGGAUGAUAUUCGUCACAAUGAACAGGGUGUUAGCGAUGAUCUCUACGACUUCUUGCAGGCAUUUUUCAAGCAGCAUCCUCAGUAUGCAAAUAAUGACUUUUACAUUACUGGAGAAUCAUAUGCUGGGCACUACAUUCCUGCUUUUGCAGCUCGGGUUCACCAGGGAAACAAAGGAAAAGAAGGAAUACACAUAAACCUCAAGGGAUUUGCUAUUGGUAAUGGGCUCACUGAUCCUGCAAUUCAAUACAAAGCAUACACAGAUUAUGCUUUGGACAUGAAACUAAUUAAACAAUCUGAUUACAACCUCAUAAGCAAGUCGAUUCCACCAUGUGAACAGGCAAUAAAACUUUGUGGCACUGAUGGUGAAGACUCUUGCAUUGCUGCAUAUCUUGUUUGCAAUAACAUAUUCAAUAGUAUCAUGAAGGUUGCAAGUGGUACAAAUUACUACGAUGUCAGAAAGAAAUGCGAGGGGGACUUGUGCUAUGACUUCUCAAACAUGGAGAACUUCCUGAAACAGCAAUCAGUUAAGAAUGCUCUUGGUGUUGGGGACAUAGACUUUGUUUCGUGUAGUUCGACAGUAUACGGGGCUAUGCUGAUGGACUGGAUGAGGAAUCUUGAAGUAGGAAUUCCUGCACUUCUUGAAGAUGGAAUCAAACUACUUGUAUAUGCAGGGGAGUAUGAUCUCAUCUGCAACUGGCUCGGGAAUUCAAGGUGGGUUCAUGCCAUGGAAUGGUCUGGCCAGAAGAACUUUGUAGCAGCUCCCACUGUUUCAUUUGUAGUUGAUAAAGCAGAAGCGGGGCAAUUAAAAAGCCAUGGGCCUCUCACUUUCCUCAAGGUCCAUGAUGCUGGUCACAUGGUUCCAAUGGAUCAACCAAAAGCUUCACUAGAAAUGCUGAAGAGGUGGACACAAGGCAAACUUGCUCAGAGUGAGACAGAAGAUCGGCUUGCUCCCAUGUGAUUUCCCCAAACUCACCAGUUUCCUUUUCAUGAUCAACAUUGUCUUUCACAUUUGCUUUGAAAUAUGGCCUCCCAGAAGAAAUGUUCACAGUUGCUUUUAAAAAUAGGCCCGAUCAUAGUGUGUUUGUGAUUGUUACCCAACAAGCCAUUUCAUAAACUUUGUUUUGCACCGCAGAUAAGUUUUGUAUGUGAUAAUAAAUGAAGUCAGUCAUAUGAUUAUACCUUGCCAA